AUGGUUUGCUCGUUUGGCAUUACAGCAAACAUACUCAACAUAAUCGUGCUGACGAGAAAGAAUAUGAAAUCAGCCACUAACUCGAUCCUCACCGGGCUAGCCGUCUUCGACGAGCUGACCAUGCUAGCUUACUUUCCGUUCGCGCUUCUACAGAACGAUUGUAGUAACGACCUCGUAAAUAGCAGUAGUAGUGGUAGCGGCUUCAGUAGCCUGAGUAGUAGUGAAAUAUGGUGUGUAGACAUAGCCACCGAAUAUACAACCAUGUCUACGCUAAACUUUUGGUCUCAGUCCCUCCUAUUCAAAUUGAUACCAUGUUGUCUACUGACUAUUCUCAGCAUAUGUCUGAUAAAAACGAUGCGUGAAGCAGACGAGAAGAGGAUUAGGCUAUUAGGCAGAAGAGAGGGGUCCAAUAUGGCGGAAAAAAACAAAAUUAGCUUGUUAGGCAAAAGUGGGAGGUCGAAUAUGGCCGGCGAAAACCGUAGCAGUAGUAGUAUUGGUGGUGGUAAUAGUAAGAUGGCCGCCAUUGUUAGUGAGGGGUCCAACAUGGCGGGCAAAAACAAAAUGGCAAUCGGGUUUGAGGUAGUGGAAAAUUUCAACACGGCUGGUGGUGGGUGCAUGAUGGUUGGAAGGUCGGGUUCCGGUAUGGUGGAAAGUUUAAAGGAUGAAGAGGCCAACAGCAAAAAAAACAUGAGCACCAACAACACAGCAACAAAACGCAACACAAAUCGCACAACGAAAAUGUUGGUUGCCGUCGUUGUUUUGUUCCUGAUAACUGAGUUCCCGCAGGGCGUUCUCAUGCUUUUUAGUGGAUUUUCGGAAACCUUUAAAGAUGAGGUUUAUCUUCCUCUCGGCGAUUUCAUAGAUAUCAUAGCUCUGAUCAACAAUGCCAUCAACUUCAUCCUCUAUUGCACCAUGAGCAAGCAAUUUAGAGACACGUUCAUGAGUGCAACAAGUUCACAAGCACCCAGUCGGAUGGAGAAAGGACAAAAAUCAAAUUUGACCCAGAAACGUGUGGGGUCAAGCUCUUCACGCGUCGAAGAACCUUCACUUACGUUAAACUCGGAUAACGCCCUAAAGCCCGUAAAAAUAGUGCCGAAAGUUUACGAUCCGAAGCGAGCCGUAACUCUUGACUAUCGGGCAGAUAAAAAGGACCACUGCUGCGAGUUCUACAUACACAAUACAGAACCGACGGUGAUCAAAUACGAGAUAUCGAGGGACCUUGAGGAGUGCUUGCAUUGCCGACCAACGAAGGGCAUCAUCAAAAGUUCAGAGAUCGCGGUCAUUGUGGCCGCCCUCAGAUCAAAAUGGAUUCAGAAACAGGAUUGGUCAGUAUUUGACACUAACGGCUACCUUGGUAAGAUGAUCGUGAAUCUUAAAAUACCAAUAAGCUCUCCGGAUUUGGAAAUUUUCCAAAACGGAAUGACGAGAGUUAAGGUAGAGAAACAUAACCUGAUAAUCCUACUCUCUCAAAAAAGCGUCGACGUACUAACCAAAAUCGAGGAACCGUCAGCAGAGUCAUACAACAAACAAAAGGCUCUGGAAUACGUGAAACAGUUGCAAUUAAAAGAAAAAGCCACCAAAGCAUUAACAUACCUACGCCUGUCGAUUUUGAUUGAAUACCCAAAAUGGGUGGCAGCGGCUGUGGUCGGCUUCUUGGCUUUAUAUUUCGACUUGUGCUUCGACAAAAAUUAAGCAUGAUUGCUCCAGUUAGUUCGCAGUCAGCUGUGAAAAAUCGACGAUUCUAAAAUGUUGCCUCAAAUUUCUCGAUUAAUUAGUGUUAAUUAAUUAAUUAAUUAACUAAUUAAAUAGUAUUAGUCGAAAAUUGUCCAUUUUAAUUCGUUUAAACGAUAGCUUCAUUUCUCUUUGUCUCCGUUUAAUAAUAUUCACCCAACUUUACUAAUAAAAAAAAUUUAAGAAAAAU
Helobdella robusta is the source of this 1921-nucleotide messenger RNA. RefSeq lists its product as hypothetical. Gene Ontology annotation, cellular component: membrane. Lineage: Eukaryota; Metazoa; Annelida; Clitellata; Rhynchobdellida; Glossiphoniidae. Gene Ontology annotation, biological process: G protein-coupled receptor signaling pathway. The transcript has 6 exons. Gene Ontology annotation, molecular function: G protein-coupled peptide receptor activity. Bases 1 to 1692 code for a protein of 563 amino acids. The record is from RefSeq and is a predicted model, not a curated record.